GGGAGGGAGAAAGAGGGGGCGCGCGUGCGCAGUUUGAAUCGGCCUGCCCGGCGAGGCUCGAGCGGAAGCAAGGCCGCGGAAGGGCCGGAAGUGGGUGCUCGGGCGGGUGGGCUUGGAAGUCCGGCGCUCCCGACGGAAUGGCGUUCUCGAACUACAGUUGCCUCCAGCGGGCCCAGCUGACCUUCGACUACCUGCACACGAACUCAACCACCCACGAAUUCUUGUUUGGGGCCCUUGCAGAACUUGUAGAUAAUGCCAGAGAUGCUGACGCUACAAGAAUAGAUAUCUUCACUGAACGCAGAGAAGGCCUACGAGGCGGGUUCAUGCUGUGCUUUUUGGAUGAUGGUGCAGGAAUGGAUGAACACGAUGCUGCCAGUGUGAUUCAGUUUGGAAAGUCCGCCAAACGUUCGCCUGAAUCAACCCAGAUCGGACAAUAUGGGAAUGGCUUGAAAUCGGGCUCCAUGCGAAUCGGGAAGGAUUUCAUCCUCUUCACCAAGAAAGACCACAGCCUGACCUGCCUCUUCUUGUCUCGCACGUUUCACGAGGAAGAAGGCAUCGAUGAGGUCAUUGUUCCACUACCUUCUUGGCACGUCCGAACCAAGGAGCCCCUGACUGACAACAUGGAGAAAUUUGCCCUCGAGACUGAGCUGAUUUACAAGUAUUCCCCCUUCAAGUCGGAGGACGAAGUGAUGGAGCAGUUUAAUAAGAUUUCCGGAGAGAAUGGGACCUUAGUGAUUAUCUUCAACCUCAAACUGAUGGAUAAUGGCGAGCCGGAGCUGGAUGUGAGCUCUGACCCCCGUGAUAUUCAGAUGGCCGAAACCCCGCCAGAGGGAACGAAGCCGGAGCGCCGUUCCUUCCGAGCGUACGCCGCUGUGCUCUACAUCGAUCCCCGGAUGAGGAUUUUCAUCCACGGUCACAAAGUGCAAACCAAGCGUCUCUCCUGCUGCUUGUACAAGCCUAGGAUGUACAAAUACUCUUCCAAGCGGUUCAAGACCCGAGCAGAGCAGGAAGUGAAGAAAGCAGAGCAUAUGGCUCGGAUUGCGGAAGAAAAGGCCCGAGAAGCUGAGAGCAAGGCCCGGGCUUUUGAGCUGCGCCUGGGAGGAGACCUCAGCAAGGAGUCCAGGAUCAUGCUCCGCCAAAUCCAGGAUACGGCCACCACCUUGCGCCGAGAGGCCGAUGUGAAGAAGAGAAUCAGGGAAGCCAAACAGAGGGCCCUCAAGGAGCCCAAAGAGCUGAACUUCAUCUUCGGCGUCAACAUCGAGCAGCGGCACUUGGAUGGGAUGUUUAUUUAUAACUGCAGCCGGCUUAUUAAGAUGUAUGAGAAGGUGGGCCCUCAGCUGGAAGGUGGCAUGGCCUGUGGCGGCGUGGUGGGAGUGGUGGAUGUUCCCUACCUGGUGCUGGAGCCCACCCACAACAAGCAGGAUUUUGCCGACGCCAAGGAAUACCGGCACUUGCUGAGGGCCAUGGGAGAACACUUGGCCCAGUAUUGGAAGGAUGUGGAAAUUGCUCAGAAAGGGAUCAGCAAAUUCUGGGAUGACUUUGGGUAUCUGUCUGCAAACUGGAACCAGCCUCCCUCGAAUGAACUGCGCUACAAGCGGCGAAGAGCCAUGGAGAUCCCCACCACCAUUCAAUGCGAUCUGUGUUUAAAAUGGCGGACCCUCCCCUUCCAACUCAGCUCUGUGGAAAAGGAGUACCCGGACACCUGGGUCUGCGACAUGAACCCGGACCCCACCCAGGACAGGUGUGAUGCUCCUGAGCAGAAGCAGAAGGUCCCCCUGAGCAUCCUGCGGAAGAAAAAGACCCAGGAGGACAAGCAGAAGGAGCUCACCGAUAAAAUCCGGCAGCAGCAGGAGAGACUGGAAGCCCUCCAGAAAACCACUCCGAUCCGUUCUCAGGCAGACCUCAAGAAGCUGCCCCUGGAGGUCACCAUGCGCCCAGCCUUUGAGAAUUCGGAGCGGCCCCUGCGGCCCCGCUCUCCUCCGCUGCCAGAGGUCAUCAAGAAUGCCCCUAGCCGGCCCCCGGCCUUGCUCUCGCCGCCACCCCCCUCCAGGUCUGCCAACCAGAACAGGAAAAGCCCUCCGCUUCGCCCAGCCAUCAGCGCCACCAAGCCGCGGAGUCUGUUGCUGAAGGAGGAGGCCGGCCUUUCCAGGGCCCAGCACUCCGUGGAGGCUUCAGGGGGCUCCAUCCCCACCCUCGGAAGGCCUCCCUCCAGAUCCACGGCCGGCGGGAGGGCCCCCUCCGCCCCACCGGUGCUUCAGAGCCCCAAGAGGCAAGCACGGGCUUCCAGCCCCAAACUCCCGUCGCCAAAGAAGCCAGCCCUCGUCAAGCCGGCGCAGGUCCUUAGCUCCCGAAAGAGAAACAUCAGCACAGUGGAGGAGGAGGAGGAGGAGGAGGAAGAGCACACGUCCCGCAGGGAGAAAAGGAAACCGGGCCGACCUGUGGCCGUGAAGGAGGAGAAGAAGGACUCCAAUGAGGUGGUGGUGGAACUCACGGAUAGUUCAGGGGAAGAGGAACUGGCUGAAAUGAAAAAAGCACAGAAAGACAAAGGGCAGCAUGUGGAAGUGCGUGUCAAUAAAGAGUGGUAUACUGGCCGCAUUACAGCGGUUGAGGUGGGCAAGCAAGCCGUCCGCUGGAAGGUGAAAUUUGAUUAUGUCCCGACCGAUGUGACCCCAAGAGACCGCUGGGUGGAGAGGAGUAGCGAGGAUGUGCGGCUGAUGAAGCCUCCCUCUCCGGAAAACCAAAAGCCCAAUACGCGACAACAGCCACCGCCACAAACCUCCGAAGCGGUCGUGGCUGAACCCUCCACCUCGGAGUGUGUCCGGACCGAGCCCGACACCACCGGCUCCAGCAGCAACCAGGAAUCUGACAUUUUGGCUCAGACACUCCGGAACUGUUUGCGGUACUUCUUGCCCCCCAACUUCCCAAUCUCCAAGAAAGACCUGAGUUCCAUGAGUUCGGAAGAGUUGGCGACAUUUCCAUUGAAGGAGUAUUUCAAGCAGUACGAGGUGGGCCUGCAGAACCUGUGCAACUCCUAUCAGACCCGUGCAAAUGCCCAGGCCAAGGCCUGUGAAGAAAAGCUGCGUACUCAGGAGCAGAUUGUGGCAGAAACAAAAGAGAAGCUCCAGAAGCUGAGGACAAACAUUGUCGCACUCCUCCAAAAAGUUCAAGAGGACAUUGAUUUCAAUACGGACGAUGAACUGGAUGCGUACAUCGAGGACCUGAUCACCCGAGGCGAUUGAGCGGCCUUGAUCCCGGGGCGAGGGUGGCAUCAGGCAUCAGGCCAAAGCCCGGUUCGUCCAAAGGCUCCCACCUGCCUCAAGAAAGCAGCCUGGGCCUGGUGCGUGAAUGUUAGAGACUGUCUCCUGUAUUAGCGUACAUCGUUGUCCCACCUUCUUCGUAUUGCUUUUUUUAACCUAAUGGAACAAGCGAGCGUGUUGAGGAAAAAGUUUUUAAAUGUUUUGUUUAUAAAUAUUUUGUUUGUAAGAAAUAAAAGAGCAAAAAAAUGACCACCAAAAA
Anolis carolinensis (green anole) is the source of this 3516-nucleotide messenger RNA. RefSeq names its product MORC family CW-type zinc finger 2 (gene morc2). Bases 138 to 3239 code for a protein of 1033 amino acids. Gene Ontology annotation, cellular component: nucleus. The transcript is spliced from 26 exons. The record is from RefSeq and is a predicted model, not a curated record. Gene Ontology annotation, molecular function: zinc ion binding. Lineage: Eukaryota; Metazoa; Chordata; Lepidosauria; Squamata; Anolidae.